UUCUCUGGUUCUCACUCUUAUUCAAUAGUUGAAAAUUUUCUGCCUUCUUGUUUACACUGUGGGUUUUGGUCCAAAAAAGCCCACCCUCCCUCUCGAUCUGUCCUGCAGCCGGUCCCUCUUUUUUUUUUUUUCUCUCUCUCUCUGUCUCUCAUUCUCUCUUAGCUGAGCAACAGUCGGCGAUUGCCACUGCCUCCCUGACGCUGUCAAAAAAGAUGUUCUUCCAUAUAGUGUUGGAAAGAAACAUGCAGCUUCAUCCUCGUCACUUUGGCCGCAAUCUCCGUGAAAAUCUCGUGGCCAAGCUCAUGAAAGAUGUUGAAGGCACUUGCAGUGGUCAACAUGGGUUUGUGGUUGCAAUUACGGGCAUAGAAAACAUUGGGAAGGGGCUGAUUCGCGAUGGGACAGGGUUUGUCUCAUUCCCUGUGAAGUACCAGUGUGUUGUUUUUAGACCAUUCAAAGGAGAGAUCUUAGAAGCUGUUGUUACUAUGGUGAACAAGAUGGGAUUUUUUGCUGAGGCUGGUCCUGUUCAAAUCUUUGUUUCAAACCAUUUGAUACCGGAUGAUAUGGAGUUCCAAUCUGGAGAUAUGCCAAAUUAUACAACAUCAGAUGGAUCAGUUAAGAUUCAGAAAGAUAGCGAAGUUCGGUUAAAGAUAAUUGGAACCCGAGUAGAUGCUACAGAAAUUUUCUGCAUUGGUACAAUAAAGGAUGAUUUCUUGGGUGUGAUAAACGAUCCUGCGACUGCUUAGUGAAGUUGGGAGUUCUGCACGCAUGAUGGGCUUUUGCCUGUUUGCCUGUUUGCCUGUUUGCCUUGUGGUUCUGUUGAAUAGCUCAGUAGUGUGGAUUUUUUUGUUUUUAACUGGGGAAGCUUUUACACAUGCUUGUAAUCCUAUCCUACAUUUCCAUGAGUGUAAUAUAAUAAUUCUGUCCUUAUAUUUUCAUCUUAUUUCUCCUCACAGCAUUCUUAUCUCAUUUGUACGUUUCUUUUUUUGUUGGUCUGAUAUGUGUUCUAAAGGAUGAACUAUGACGGAAGAUAUAAGUUAUCAACUUAUUUGUUAAA
Prunus persica (peach) is the source of this 1054-nucleotide messenger RNA. Its product is annotated as DNA-directed RNA polymerase II subunit RPB7. Gene Ontology annotation, molecular function: translation initiation factor binding; single-stranded DNA binding; single-stranded RNA binding. Gene Ontology annotation, cellular component: P-body; RNA polymerase II, core complex. Gene Ontology annotation, biological process: positive regulation of nuclear-transcribed mRNA poly(A) tail shortening; transcription initiation at RNA polymerase II promoter; positive regulation of translational initiation. The transcript has 6 exons. NCBI's taxonomy places the organism in Eukaryota, Viridiplantae, Streptophyta, Magnoliopsida, Rosales, Rosaceae. The record is from RefSeq and is a predicted model, not a curated record. Bases 213 to 743 code for a protein of 176 amino acids.